Tremella mesenterica DSM 1558 is the source of this 2501-nucleotide messenger RNA. RefSeq lists its product as uncharacterized. NCBI's taxonomy places the organism in Eukaryota, Fungi, Basidiomycota, Tremellomycetes, Tremellales, Tremellaceae. Gene Ontology annotation, biological process: phosphatidylinositol-mediated signaling; lipid metabolic process. Bases 227 to 2383 code for a protein of 718 amino acids. Gene Ontology annotation, molecular function: phosphatidylinositol-4,5-bisphosphate phospholipase C activity. The record is from RefSeq and is a predicted model, not a curated record. The transcript is spliced from 7 exons.
ACACUCCUCUCACAACCUCACUCAUCUUGGAUCCCCAUAUCAUCGCCGAUGUAGCCUGUGGGGCAAGCGAGUUGAUCAAUAGACCAUGAUUCAGAAGACCCAUUGUCGAUAGAAUGAAUAAAGUAGAUAAUUAUGGAGUACACAGCAAAAUCGUCAUCAUCAACUGUCUGAUCCGUCUGUGAUUGUUGUACAUAUUCCUCUAUGUAUCCAUGUAAGAGAGAAAGAGAUGAACGAUAUGGUCAAGAGUGGGUUGGUACCGAGACAAUUGUCAAAGGGGGUACCGAUGCUCAAGAUUUCGAGCAAAAAGUUGAAACAAGUCGUCAUAAGGAUAGAAGAUGAUGAGAUUAAAUGGGCGGGAAAGGGGAGUAACAUCGCUGUCAACUCCAUCCGCGAACUACGCCUGGGACAACCACCCACAGAAGCCUACAAUGGCAAACGUUGGAUCACCGUAGUUUACGUUCGGUCUGGACAAUGGAAAGUUCUUCAUAUGAUCGCUCUCACCGACGACGUCUAUGAUCUUUGGGUGAACACUUUGCAAACACUUGUCUCGCAAACAUCCGACAGAUUGGUCGCGCAAGUCACACCCACUGAUCCCGACUUGCUCUGGAUUCGCCAGCUUUGGCCAGCCGGAGCCAAGACGAUAGAUCUCGAGAGUGCCUUGGGAUUGUGCGGUCAGAUGGGACUCACCGUUCCUGCUAGGCUACUUCAUGAUCAUGUUGCAUCGUUAGAUAUCGACGCUUUCCGGUCUCUCGUAAAGGCUGCACAGACCCGACCAGAGGUUCUUUCUCUUCAUGCAUCACUCACUAGUAGUGGAAAGCUGGAUCGAAACGCUGUCGAUAGAUUCCUCGCGGAUAUACAACACGUCAAGGGCGAUGAACUGUUUGACAAGUAUGCACAUGGUGAAGAAUGGACGGUCGAGUCGUUGGCUGAAUUUUUGCCUUCUGCCGAUAACAACCCUCGUCUGGAGGAUGACAUGACGUUUCCUCUGCAGCACUACUUCAUUUCCAGCUCGCACAAUACCUACCUCGUGGGAGAGCAAUGGCGAGGAGAAAGUACCGUCGAGGGUUACAUUCGAGUCUUGCUAGGGGGCUGCCGGUGUGUCGAAAUUGAUUGUCAUGAUGGAGACAACGAACCUGUUGCGCAUCACCGAGUCACUCUCACAUCAAGUGUACCCGUACGCGACAUCUGUCAAGCUAUCAGUAAAUACGCCUUUGUCAUCUCGCCAUAUCCGGUCAUCAUCUCUGCCGAAGUUCACUGCUCUUUUGAGCAGCAGGGCAAGUUGGCUAUGAUUCUUCGUGAAGAAUUCGGCGAUAAUCUGAUCACAAGCCCGAUCGAUGAUCGCGAAGGACUGCCUAGUCCGGAAGAGCUCAAGUAUCGGAUUUUGUUCAAGACCAAAGCUCGCAAGUUGGAUUCGACACCCACCAGUGCGACUUUUUCGUCUUCUUCACUCUCUCCUUCGCCACUAGCAGCUAUCCCCGCCUCCGACUCCACCACCGAAUCUGAUUCUGGGUUGGCCCGUCUCAAACGACGUUUGUCCAAUACUUCCACACCCGAUCGACCUGCCUUUUCUCCUUCUCUAGCAGAAUUACUAGUUUACACCGCCGGUAUCAAAUACCAGGGUUUCUCCAAACUUGUGACUUACGAACCUCGACAUCAAUUUUCCGUUUCUGAUAAAACUGGAGGUAGAAUACUUCGUGAAGCCAAAAACGAUUGGAUCAAACAUAAUUACACUCAUAUAUCCCGUGUAUAUCCGAAAGCACUACGUAUAACCAGUAGCAAUUACGAUCCGAUCCCCUUUUGGUCAGCAGGAUGUCAAUUGGUAGCUAUCAACUGGCAAACUGUAGAUCAUGGUGCUAUCCUAAAUCACGCCAUGUUUUCCGAUACUCCUGGUUAUGUGUUGAAACCCAUUUCACUCCGACAAAAGAUACAUGAGAUACAACAGAUUUAUCAUGUCCGAAUUCAAAUAAUAUCCGCACAAAGACUCCCGGCUCAGGAUCUUUAUGUCGAAGCGACAUUAGGAAACGAUACUCGCAAGACGAGUAAAAUGGACGGGAUGUCGUUAAACACCACAUGGAACGAAACUCUUUCUUUCGAAUUCAUUUCCACUCCUUCAAUAUUACAUUUGACAUUUUUAUUAUUGGAAAUCAAGAAUAAAUCUUUGAUAGCCAGAUGGACGAAACCUUUGUCAAAAACACCUAGGGGUUAUCAUUAUUUAUCUUUGUAUGAUAAUUUAUUUAGCAAGUAUAUAUUUGCUACGUUGUUCGUUAGGAUUGACAUGUCUACUACUCCGGUUGAAACGAAUCGUUCGCAUCGUGGGGAUCAUCAUACACAUAGUUCUAUCCCUCAUCAUUUGACUCAUCAGUUGUAUUCGUUAUCGUUGUAAUGCUGUUGUGUUAUCCGUCUCUCGAAGCUUUUGUCACUGUUAUGCACGGUGUCAUUUGUGACCUUAGAUAAGAUUGUCAUGGUAGAUGUGAAAAGAUGCAUCAUUUUUACGAAAUCAU